Molecule: messenger RNA, 1551 nt
Organism: Aspergillus fischeri NRRL 181
Lineage: Eukaryota; Fungi; Ascomycota; Eurotiomycetes; Eurotiales; Aspergillaceae
Product: Pfs, NACHT, and Ankyrin domain protein
Exons: 1
Coding region: 1-1551 (516 amino acids)
Molecular function (GO): protein binding
Source: RefSeq, a predicted model, not a curated record
AUGCGUUUCCUAGUUGAAUGUGGCUCCUGUGUGAAUUCUGUGAAUAAUUAUCAUGAAAACGCCCUGCAUGUCACUUGCCAGAACAGUCAGUACAACAACUGCGCGAUGACAAAGUUCCUGCUUGACCGGGGAACCUCCCCAUAUGUCUGCGAUAAAGAAAAUAUGACACCUUUCCUUUACGCAAUUGGACACGAAAAAGAAGUCCUAGCAAGGGUUUUUCUUCAGAACGGAUUCGACGUGGACUUCAGGAUUCGAAGGCGGUGCUGGACCGGGCAAAUGCUGAACAACAUCAUUUCGUAUGAAAUGGAUAAGAGCCCGGAACAACAUUCUAAAGUAGGCGUGGAAUCGGGCCUAACGGCGCUUCAUUUCUCUGCUCUAAAUGCUUCUGCGAAAAUGACGACCUUACUACUCCAAUAUGGGGCCGAUCCAAAUGCUCGUUCCGAUACUGGUGACACACCACUGCAUCUUGCGAUUAGACGCACGCUCCUCGAGCACAAAUACCAUGAUCCAUGGAUAAGUGGUGUAUAUGCAGCGGAGUCGCUGAGAGACUUGAUCACGGAUCAUGAAAGUGAGGCUCAUGAUAUUUACGAAUCCAUUGACCGAUAUAGAGUACACAUUGUUGAGGUACUCCUCUCCAGUGACACUGUCGAUGUCAACUUAGCCAACGAGCAAGGGGACUAUCCACAGCAUGUGAUUCCCUUUGAAAAGGACUAUGCGUCAUCUAUCCUAUGCAAACUCGUUGCGAAAGGAGCCGAUAGUUCUAGGCUAAACGGGGCUGGUCAGAGCUGUCUUCACCUUGCCAGCAAGGCAGGUAACUUGGAGGUUGUUCGCAAACUCGUGAAUGAAGGCCAUGACAUUAUGGUGCCGGAUAUCGAUGGAUUGAUCCCGUUUCACCAUGCGCUAUGUGGCGGUUAUUUACAAGUCUUGCGUUUCAUGUCUACGGCCUGUGAAAGCCUGCUUUCGAAGACUUGGCGUUUGCUUGACCACUUCGGCAAGAACCCUCUACACCAUCAUGUUGCAUCCAUCUACUGCUCCACUGAGACUAUUGAUUUCCUCGUACAACGUGGCUGCAAUGUCAACGACGCUGAUAAGGAGGGAAACUCCGCCCUCAGUUCAUACAUGAGUUCAUUCCGUCUGCAUAUUGAUAGAGAGAUCUUCCAUCUACUUCUGGACAAAGGUGCUGACCCGCUAUGUGUCAACUGCCAGAAGGAGAAUCUGGCGCAUCUCUUCAUGCACAACAGGGGAGCAGACAUUGGAAUCCUUCAAUUUAUGUUAAAGUGUGGCGUGGAUCUGGCAGCAAGGGAUCAUGGGGGGAGAACUGCUAUGCAUCAUGGCGCCAUUCAUGGUGUGUUCGACCAUGACCUGGUAAAGUUCCUUAGAGUGAACGGCGUUUUGAACCCGAAUGUCAGCGAUUUUCAGAACAAAACGCCCCUCGAUUACGCAGAGGAGCAGAGUCGUCGCAUAUGGCCGCAAGACUACCCUGGAUGUGAUGAUCGAUGGGAUAGAUCAUUUAAUUGUUUGAAGUACUGGAACCACCCCUGCAUUGCUUGA